AUGGCAGAGAUCGUACACUAUAACAGUCACUUACAAGAAAUAGAGUUGACAACGCCGAGGCAAGGCGGUCUAUCGACGACGACCACAAACACAGACGGGACGGACAUGAUCAACUCACACAACGGUGAAGGAGAGCGAGCUCUGAAAAUGUGUUUACCAAUGUUUCCGAUGUGUUUCGCUGCGACAUGCCUCAUAUUCAACAUCGUCAUACCAGGAUCAGGGAGUAUCCUUGCUGCAUUUGGAGCCUUGUUUUGUUGCAAUAAAACCUCAUUUGGUCUAAGAGCGGCGCAUUUUUGUUUCAAUUUCUGGUGUGGUAUAUUCCAGUUAGCGUUCGCCAUUCUCAUAGUGGGAUGGAUAUGGAGCGUUCUAUGGGGACUUAUGUAUGUAGGUUUUGCACUUGAUGAUGACGAAAAAGAUGAAUAUGGAGCUAGUCGAUCUAGAAGAAAUAACGUCCGUCCACAUCCUGCCACCGUUUAUCCUUAUCCGCCCAUGGCCUCGCCACCUCCACCGCCUGGAUCGCCUCCGCCGUCAUUGCGUCCAGGCAGUCCUCCUCCUUCUUAUAACGAAGCUAUGCAGUUCGAACCGCCAACUGAGGAAGCUCUUGUUGCCGUCCAAAAUAGAUACGGACAUUUUACAACUGUCAGUAUCCCUCCGCCGUCACAGACUAUUUACUACUCUGAAAACGGUGCCCAGACUUCCAGCCAAUCAACGACAGAUCCACCCGUGGAUUUCCACACUCCUGGACAAGUGCCUACAGAAACGACAUAGUCGGAACAAUGACGAAAAAGUACAACUGGGGGAAAGACUAUCUAUGGAACAAUAUUUUUUUAUAUAAAACAUAUAUUUAAAAAAAUAUGAAACAGUGAUAUCAGACAUAUUGUAACCAGUCAUCAGUGGAGGAACUUUAUCUUUAGGAUACAUCUCGGCAACACAGCAGUGGACAGUGGAGUCACUUCCACUCAAGGUCCAUGCAUUGGUACCCAUGUUACAGCUGUCGCCUUUUGUAAAAACCGAGAAUGUUUUUUUUUAUAUACAAUGAUUUUAUUUGCAGCAAAGGAACAUAUGCAUGUCAUGGUCUACAUAUAGUAGUACGAAAGGUCUGAACAACUCUUGUUGUCAUCAUUUCUAUAUCAACCCGCUACAUGUCAAUAAUUCCCUCAAUAGCCACAUACAAUUACCAACCCGCCAUAUUCCAACGUUCAUCGACAAUAUCUACUUACAUAUAUAAUAACUUCAUUGCACUGCCACCUUGUCCAAUAAUCUCUACAUAUCGACACAUAACAUUCCCAUACACAGUAUCUCAUCAAAUUUACAUAUUCAUUCCAUACUCUCCACAUACAUUUAUCAACCCACGGAAACCCACGCCACCGUCAUAGCACCCACAUGUACACACACAUUCAAGGAAACCCACGCCACCCUCAUAGCACCCACAUGUAAACAUACAUCCAAGGAAACCCACAACACCCUCAUAGCACCCACAUGUACACAUACAUCCAAGGAAACCCACGACACCCUCAUAGCGCCCACACAUACAUCCAAGGAAACCCACGACACCCUCAUAGCACCCACAUGUACACAUACAUCCAAGGAAACCCACGGCACCCUCAUAGCGCCCACACGUACACAUACAUCCAAGGAAACCCACGACACCCUCAUAGCGCCCACACGUACACAUACAUCCAAGGAAACCCACGACACCCUCAUAGCACCCACAUGUACACACACAUCCAAGGAAACCCACGCCACCCUCAUAGCACCCACAUGUACACAUACAUCCAAGGAAACCCACGACACCCUCAUAGCACCCACACAUACAUCCC
Saccoglossus kowalevskii is the source of this 1820-nucleotide messenger RNA. RefSeq lists its product as uncharacterized. The record is from RefSeq and is a predicted model, not a curated record. Lineage: Eukaryota; Metazoa; Hemichordata; Enteropneusta; Harrimaniidae.